AUGAGAAAUUUAUUUUUAAUAUCAAGUUUAUUAAUAAUCGGCCUGCUUCAUCCAGUUGAGCUGCUAUCCAUUCCAAUAUCAGAAGGUACAGUUGAUGAAAUAGACCCAAGUAUUAAGGAAGAUGCUUACCUAACUACCCCAGAAUUAUUGAAGAAAUAUGGAUAUCCUGCCGAGGUUCAUAGUAUGGUAACUGCUGAUGGUUAUAUUUUAGAAAUGCAUCGUAUACCGCGACCUGGAGCAAUUCCAGUUUAUUUACAGCAUGGACUUAUGGAUUCAUCUGGCGGUUGGGUUAUUAUGGGUCCUCAUUCAGCUUUUGCAUAUUACCUGUAUGAUCAUGGAUAUGAUGUUUGGAUGGGAAAUUGUCGUGGUACAAGAUAUUCAAGAAAUCAUACACAUUUAAGUUUAAGAAGUAAAGAAUAUUGGGAUUUUACAUUCCAUGAAAUGGGAACAAAUGAUUUACCAACAAUGAUUGAUUAUGUUAUCGAAAACACUGGUUUCAAGAAAAUUCAUUAUGUUGGUCAUUCACAAGGUACAACAGCAUUUUUUGUUAUGUGUAUAUUACGACCCGGUUAUUGUGAUAAAGUUAUAACAAUGCAAGCUUUGGCACCUGUCGCUCAUAUGGAACAUACUCAAAGUCCAUUAAUAAAAGUUAUUGCACCAAUGACAGAUUUUGCUGAAAGCGUUACAAAAUUGCUAGGAAUAUAUGAAUUUUUGCCUAACAGCCAUAUUAUGAGAUUAGCUGGACAAGUACUUUGUCAUGAUGAAGCUGUUACACAAGUUGUAUGUACAAAUAUAAUAUUUUUAGUUAUGGGUUAUAAUUCAGAACAAUUGAAUACAACUAUGUUACCAGCUAUACUGGGACAUGUACCAGCUGGAACAUCAUCAAAGCAAUUUAUCCAUUAUGGACAGAUUGUUAAUGCAAAAGGCCGUUUUCGGAUGUAUGAUUAUGGUAUAGUCAAAAAUUUGGUUAAGUAUGGAUCAUUUAAACCACCAUCAUAUGAUUUAAGUAAAGUUACAGCACCUGUUGCAUUACAUUUUUCAAAGAAUGAUUGGUUAGCUGAUACAAAAGAUGUAGCAAAAUUACAAAAUGAAUUGCCAAAUAUUAUAAAAGAAUAUUUAGUGCCAGAACCGAAAUUUAAUCAUUUGGAUUUUAUACUUGCUAUUGAUAGUCGUACUUUAGUUUAUGAUGAUGUUAUAAAAAGCAUGAAGGAAUAUGAAAGCAAAUUAAGUUUAAAUUAA
Condylostylus longicornis is the source of this 1239-nucleotide messenger RNA. RefSeq names its product lipase 1-like. The transcript has 2 exons. Bases 1 to 1239 code for a protein of 412 amino acids. Gene Ontology annotation, molecular function: hydrolase activity, acting on ester bonds. The record is from RefSeq and is a predicted model, not a curated record. NCBI's taxonomy places the organism in Eukaryota, Metazoa, Arthropoda, Insecta, Diptera, Dolichopodidae.